This is a messenger RNA of Gastrolobium bilobum, 3921 nucleotides long. RefSeq names its product transcriptional corepressor SEUSS-like. The coding region runs from base 717 to 3494 and encodes 925 amino acids. Gene Ontology annotation, cellular component: nucleus; transcription regulator complex. The record is from RefSeq and is a predicted model, not a curated record. Lineage: Eukaryota; Viridiplantae; Streptophyta; Magnoliopsida; Fabales; Fabaceae. Gene Ontology annotation, biological process: positive regulation of transcription by RNA polymerase II; negative regulation of transcription by RNA polymerase II. The transcript is spliced from 10 exons.
GACUUGAUUUCAGAGACAGAGUGUGUGCGAGCGAGUAGAAGAAGAAGAAGAAAGAGAAAAAAAAGCCCAAAGAGAGAGAGAGAGAGAGAAUAAGGAAAGGAAAGCAAAUCAAAUCAAAAUUCAAUCAGAUCGAAUACAAUCUUGACGUCCGCGGCAACAAAGGAUUCUCUCUCUACUUUCUCUCUCUAAAAAAACGCAGCUUGAGAACAGAACAGUGCCCACCCCUCCCUCCUUCACUGAAUACAGAAGAAGAAGAAGAAGAAGAAGAAGAAACCCUAGAGAAAGAAAGAAAGAAGCACGUCAACUCAACUCAACAGAUAUUCUUCAGCACAAUUCAAAUUCCAUUUUCCUUUGAUCACUUCGAUUCUAUUCUAUUCUAUUCCAUUCCAUUAUUCUCAACACUGUUUCUCUUUAAUUUUCAACUAGCGAGAUUCAUUCGAAAGGCGUUUGAAGAUAGCACAUUUCAAUGGAGGUAGCACAAUUGCAACUUUUACUCCUUUGUUUUGGUGGCACAUGAAGGGCUUGGACUUUGGGUUGAAAUACUAUCUGGGUAGAGAGAGUUUUCAUUUUAUUUUUUUAUUUUAUUUUUUAUUUUUGUGGCAUGUGGUUUCUCACAAGCUUGCUGCGUAAUUGGUAGUUUGUUGAGCUCAUGUUUUGUGUUCUUAGUUGUUUUGCUUAGGUGAGUGAUUGUUUUUAAAGAGAGUAGUAUUGAAAGAAUGGUACCUCCGGGGCCACCCACUCCGAUUGGUGGUGCCCAGUCUGUGCCACCUUCGCUUUUGAGAUCGAAUUCAGGUGUGUUGGGGGGUCAAGGGGGUCCUGUGCCUUCACAGACUUCUUUCCCUUCGCUAGUAUCGCAGCGAACGCAGUAUAACAAUAUGAACAUGCUAGGCAACAUGAACAAUGUUACUUCUUUGCUGAACCCAUCUUUCCCGAAUGGAAUUCCAAAUUCUGGGCUCCCUGGUCCUGGAAGUAGCCAGCGCGGAGUUGUUGAUAAUGGGGCUGAACCGGAUCCGCUAUCCGGUGUUGGCAAUGGAAUGAGCUUCGGCAAUCCUUCUUCAUCGUUUGUGCAACCAAAUAUGGUGAACACUGGUUCUUCUGGUCAGGGUCAGGGUCAGGGUCAGGGUCAACAAUUUCCAAACCCUUCGAGUAACCAGUUGUUGUUGGAUCAACAGCAUUCCCAACAACUUGAACCUCAAAAUUUCCAGCACACUCAGCAGUCAAUGCAACAAUUCUCUUCUUCAAUGAACACCCAACUACAACCGCAGCAGCAGCAUUUUCAAUCAAUUCGAGGAGGGAUAGGUGGUAAUGGACCGGUAAAGUUGGAGUCCCAGCUAAACAAUGAUCAGUUUGGGCAGCAACAGCAGCAGUUGCCAUCAAUGAGGAGCCUUGCUCCAGUUAAAUUGGAGCCGCAACAACUUCAAACAAUGAGAACUCUGGCACCAGUAAAAAUGGAGCCCCAGCAUACUGAUCAACCAUUUUUGCAUCAGCAACAACAACAACAGCAACAACAGCACCAGCAGCAACAACAACAACAACAGCAACAACUCCUCCACAUGUCAAGGCAAUCGUCUCAGGCUGCUGCUGCGCAGAUUAAUCUUUUGCAUCAGCAGAGACUUCUGCAAUACCAACAACAUCAGCAGCAACAACUCUUAAAGGCAAUGCCUCAACAACGGUCCCAGCUACCACAGCAGUUUCAACAGCAGAAUAUAAGGUCUCCUGCGAAACCAACAUAUGAACCUGGGAUGUGUGCUAGGCGGCUGACGCAUUACAUUUAUCAGCAACAACAUAGACCUGAAGAUAACAACAUCGAUUUUUGGAGGAAAUUUGUUGCUGAGUAUUUUGCUCCUAAUGCCAAAAAGAAGUGGUGUGUUUCUAUGUAUGGAAGUGGCAGACAAACAACUGGAGUUUUCCCUCAGGAUGUAUGGCACUGCGAAAUAUGUAAUCGCAAACCUGGCCGUGGGUUUGAAGCAACUGCUGAGGUUCUUCCCAGGCUUUUCAAAAUAAAGUAUGAAAGUGGUACUUUAGAAGAAUUACUUUAUGUUGACAUGCCUCGCGAGUAUCAUAAUUCCUCUGGUCAGAUUGUUCUAGAUUAUGCAAAAGCAAUACAAGAAAGCGUUUUUGAGCAACUUCGUGUUGCUCGUGAUGGGCAACUUCGAAUAGUUUUUUCUCCAGACCUGAAGAUAUGCUCUUGGGAAUUUUGUGCUCGGCGCCAUGAAGAGCUUAUCCCCAGAAGAUUGUUAAUACCUCAGGUUAGUCAGCUUAGAGCAGUUGCUCAAAAAUACCAGGCAUUUACUCAAAAUGCAACAGCCAAUAUAUCCGUUCCAGAGUUACAAAAUAAUUGCAAUAUGUUUGUUGCAUCAGCACGUCAAUUGGAAAAAGCUUUAGAAGUUCCAUUGGUUAAUGAUUUAGGUUAUACAAAGCGAUAUGUGCGCUGCCUACAGAUAUCAGAAGUGGUAAAUAGUAUGAAAGACUUGAUAGAUUACAGCAGAGAAACCGGGACUGGACCUAUGGACAGCUUAGCCAAAUUUCCUCGGAGAACGAGUGGUUCAUCUGGACCUAGUCAAUCUCAACAGUCUAAAGAUCAAAUACAGCAGCAGCAGUCACAGCUGCAGCAGCAGUCACAGCUGCAGCAGCAACAACAGCAUAUGGUGGCCCAUACCUCCAAUGGUGAUCAAAACCCUGUGCAAACUGCUUCAAGCAAUGGUGUGGCUAGUGUAAAUAAUGCUGUCAAUUCAGCAUCUGCAUCAACCACCACAAGCACCAUUGUUGGACUUCUCCACCAGAACUCUAUGAAUUCUAGACAACAUAAUUCAAUGAACAAUGCAAGCAGUCCAUAUGGAGGUAAUUCUGUUCAGAUUCCAUCCCCAGGUUCCGGUACGGUGCCACAAGCACAACCAAACCCAUCUCCUUUUCAACCACCAACACCCUCCUCAUCUAACAACCUCACACAGACAUCUCAUCCUGUCUUAACAUCUGGCAAUCACAUGACUUCCGCAAACUCACCAGCUAAUAUUUCCUUGCAACAACAGCAGACAUCUCUUACUGUUGAAGCCAACCCUAGUGAUGAUCAGAGCUCAGUCCAGAAAAUCAUUCAUGACAUGAUGAUAUCCUCCCAGAUGAACGGCACAGGUGGAAUGGUAGGUGCUGGUUCUCUUGGAAAUGACGUUAAGAAUGUAAAUGGGAUUUUACAAGUGAGUGGCAAUGCUGGGCUCAACAGUGGCAAUGUCCUUGUGGGUAAUGGUGCUGUGAACGGUAAUUCAAGUGUUGGGGUUGGUGGUUAUGGCACAAUGGGUCUUGGUUCUUCUGGUAUGGCGAAUGGAAUGAGACCUGCAAUAGGAAAUAAUUCAGUCGUGAAUGGAAGGGGAGCAAUGGCAUCUAUUGCUCGGGAUCAAGCUAUGAAUCAUCAACAGGAUUUGUCAAGUCAACUACUUAAUGGGCUAGGAGCAGUAAAUGGUUUUAAUAGUCUUCAAUUUGAUUGGAAACCGUCUCCAUGAGAGCCUUUGUAAUCUUAUGGAUGUUGUGUGGUUCUUGGGCAGCUGCUUGUGCAGCAUGAGAAAUGCUAGAAUUGCCUUCGGUCCCCUGAUGAUGGCAGAACGCAGUCGGUUAGUGAUAGGUCGUUGUACUAAUCUGUUAUUUUAUAUAUAUAAAAAUGAAAAUUUGUUGGCUGGUUAUUUGGCUGAUGGGGUUUUUUUUUUGUUUUGAAUUCAAAUGUAACCUCUUAUUUUUAUAUUUUUUAAAGUAUCUUUAUGGCGUUCACAAAAAUUGCCCGUUACACACAAACACACGCAAGAAUGUUGAUGUUUUGGGCUGAUUGGGAGCUAUGCAUCAGCGGUGAGUUUGUUUGGUACCAUGUCUGGUUUUUUAGUCCCCAAAAGGAGUUUGUUUCCUUUUGAGACAGAGCUAGAAAGGCUGAGGGCAUUG